Molecule: messenger RNA, 1125 nt
Organism: Guyanagaster necrorhizus
Lineage: Eukaryota; Fungi; Basidiomycota; Agaricomycetes; Agaricales; Physalacriaceae
Exons: 4
Coding region: 56-988 (310 amino acids)
Biological process (GO): ribosomal small subunit biogenesis
Cellular component (GO): nucleolus
Molecular function (GO): rRNA binding
Source: RefSeq, a predicted model, not a curated record
AGAAAUCCAUUCAUCCUCCCUUCGAUCUGCACAGCACUGACAAAAGCAAGUUGCAAUGUCUUCCUCGCAAAAGUUAACCAAGAAACAGAAGAAAUCCAUUGUUUUCCGUGAACGCAAGUCUCGCAAAAAUGUUCACGGCCAUGCGCAUAGAAUGGACGCUGACAACGUUCCUAUCUUGGAAAUCCAGGACGACGUUGAUGGCGAGGAUGACCAGGUGGAGGAUGAAGGGGUAGGUAAGGGAAAGAAUGAAAAGGUGAGCCACAGAGGCCAGGCGAGAGCAAAGGAUGAAGAUGGUGAAGGCGAAGCUCGGGAGAGGAAAAAGAGGAAGCGGGGGGUGGACGAUGAUGGAGAAGGGACAGAAGAAGAGAGCGUCGAGGUGGUCCAGAAGAAGAAGCAGAAGAAGAAGGCCGUUACGGAGGAUACCAAGCAACGUUUUCUUCUCUUCGUCGGUAACCUCAAAUAUACGACGUCCUUACAUACGAUAAGAGCGCAUUUCGCUGCCUGCGACCCACCGCCAAGUGUCCGUUUACUUACGCCAAAAGCCACGGCAGGAAAGUUGAUAGCAAAAUCCAAAGGUUGCGCGUUUCUUGAAUUCACACAUCGAAACGCAUUGCAGCAGGCACUCAAACUACAUCAGUCUCAACUAGACGGCCGUUUGAUUAAUGUGGAGCUUACAGCAGGAGGUGGCGGAAAGGGAGAAGCGAGGAUACAAAAGGUGAAGGAAAGAAACAGGGAACUUCACGGUCAAAGAAAAGAGAAGCUGGAAAAGCAAACCAAAGACGGGGCACUCGUAUCGACAACAGCACGACCUCAACGGUAUUCUGCAACAUCUGGGGUGGAUCAAGUGCCGUCUAAGAAGCGAACAUGGACAAUUGACGAUGCGGUGGAGAAUGAAACACACCGUGGGGGCGUCAAGCAUGGCAAGAGUAGACAACCACGAGGAGGAAAGGCCUGGGGAACUGGGGUCAAUGCUAUACCUGUUGGUUAGCCAGCACUGCUCUCGGGGUAUUGUAUUAAUAUAAGCGCAUCUCUAUCCACGUUAUGCAUAUAGGCGCAUAAUUUACUGUCCAUAGAAUAUACAGGUACCCGCCCUGCAUGGCGAUCCUCAUGACACCAGAAUGAAGA